Messenger RNA from Ogataea philodendri, 1695 nucleotides. RefSeq lists its product as uncharacterized. The transcript has a single exon. The record is from RefSeq and is a predicted model, not a curated record. The coding region runs from base 1 to 1695 and encodes 564 amino acids. NCBI's taxonomy places the organism in Eukaryota, Fungi, Ascomycota, Pichiomycetes, Pichiales, Pichiaceae. Gene Ontology annotation, biological process: maturation of LSU-rRNA from tricistronic rRNA transcript (SSU-rRNA, 5.8S rRNA, LSU-rRNA). Gene Ontology annotation, cellular component: nucleolus. Gene Ontology annotation, molecular function: ATP binding; RNA helicase activity; nucleic acid binding.
AUGGCUAAACGUUCGCACAAGAAGGGCGGCAACCGCCCACAGCAACCAAAGAGACAGCGUCUUGAGAAGGAAGAGGUCGAUGAGGAAAACACCGACCAGCUUGUUUCCAAGAUUAACGACGAGUACGACGACGUCGAGGCGCUUUUAGAGAAGGACAGUGAGAGCGAGGAAGAGGAAAAGGAGGAGGAAGAUUCCAAGAGUGAGAGCGAAGAAGAAGAAGAAGAAGAAGAAGAAGAAGAAGAAGAAGAAGAAGAGGAGGAAGAGGAAAGGGAAGAGGAAAUUUCCAACAGUUCUUCUAGACCUGCUAUUGUCGAAAACCCUACUCUGUUCUCCGAGCUCCACCUUUCUGAGCCAACAAUGAAAGGUAUUAAUGAUAUGGGCUUCACCAAGAUGACUGAGGUUCAAUCGAGAACGAUUCCUCCUUUGCUCAGCGGCAAGGACGUCUUGGGAGCUGCCAAGACUGGUUCGGGAAAGACUCUUGCUUUCUUGAUUCCUGCUAUCGAGCUUUUGUACUCGCUCAAGUUCAAGCCCCGUAACGGAGCAGGAGCCAUUGUGAUUACUCCUACCAGAGAGUUGGCUUUGCAGAUUUUCGGAGUUGCUCGCGAACUUAUGGCUCACCACUCCCAGACUUUGGGAAUUGUGAUUGGAGGUGCCAAUAGAAGACAAGAGGCUGAAAAGUUGGCUAAAGGAGUCAACUUGAUCAUUGCCACCCCAGGAAGAUUACUCGACCACUUACAAAACACAAAGGGAUUCAUUUUCAAGAACCUCAAGACAUUAAUCAUAGACGAAGCAGACAGAAUUUUGGAAAUCGGUUUCGAAGACGAAAUGAAGCAGAUUGUCAAGAUCUUGCCAAACGAAAACAGACAGUCGAUGCUGUUUUCCGCUACCCAAACCACCAAGGUCGAGGACCUUGCCAGAGUUUCUUUGAACAAGGCUCCUCUUUACAUCAAUGUCCAUCAGGAUAGAGAAACUUCUACUGCAGAUGGAUUGGAGCAGGGAUACGUUGUUUGCGACAGCGACAAACGGUUCUUGCUUCUCUUUUCGUUCUUGAAGAGAAAUCUCAAGAAGAAAGUCAUUGUUUUCCUUUCGUCUUGCAACUGUGUGAAAUAUUACAGUGAGCUUCUGAAUUAUAUCGAUUUGCCAGUUUUGGAUCUCCAUGGAAAACAGAAGCAACAGAAGCGUACAAACACGUUCUUUGAGUUCUGCAAUGCCAAGCAGGGUAUUCUGGUCUGUACCGAUGUUGCUGCUAGAGGAUUAGACAUCCCUGAAGUUGACUGGAUUAUCCAGUUCGAUCCGCCUGAUGAUCCACGUGACUAUAUCCACCGUGUCGGACGUACCGCAAGAGGAAGCAAAGGUAAGGGAAAGUCUCUGAUGUUUUUGACUCCUUCGGAGCUUGGGUUCUUGAGAUACCUCAAGGCUGCCAAGGUUCCACUUAACGAGUACGAUUUCCCAUCCAACAAGAUCGCCAACGUCCAGUCCCAACUUGAGCAAUUGGUGAAAAAUAAUUACUGGUUGCACCAAUCUGCUAAAGAUGGAUACAGAGCAUAUUUGCAAGCAUAUGCUUCCCACCACCUCAAGACCGUUUACCAGGUCGACAAGUUGGACCUUGUCAAGGUUGGUAAGUCGUUUGGAUUCCCUGUGCCUCCUAAAGUGAACAUCACCAUUGGCUCAAGUCUUUCGAAAAAGAGAAAAUGA